Suillus bovinus is the source of this 2502-nucleotide messenger RNA. RefSeq lists its product as uncharacterized. Gene Ontology annotation, cellular component: endoplasmic reticulum exit site; COPII vesicle coat. Gene Ontology annotation, molecular function: SNARE binding; zinc ion binding. The transcript is spliced from 16 exons. Bases 1 to 2502 code for a protein of 833 amino acids. Lineage: Eukaryota; Fungi; Basidiomycota; Agaricomycetes; Boletales; Suillaceae. Gene Ontology annotation, biological process: COPII-coated vesicle cargo loading; intracellular protein transport; endoplasmic reticulum to Golgi vesicle-mediated transport. The record is from RefSeq and is a predicted model, not a curated record.
AUGCAUGCAAACAGACACAUACCACAACCGCCGCACAGCGCUGGGGAAUCCUUACAAAGGAACAUGCCAUCUCCAAUUGACGUGAUAGAAUCUGACAAGGAGAAAUGGGAAGGAAAUUCAUUCAUGACGUUACCCGGGAACAAUCCACCAUUAUCAACGUCCGACUUUACAGCGUUUGACCAAGGAAACUCGAGUCCAAAACACGUUAGAGUAUCAACGUGGAACCUUCCAAGCUCCUCUUAUCUGGCAAAAGAGUGCGAUAUUCCCCUUGCGGCAGUGUUUCAGCCAUUUGCAGACCUUGAUCCUCGCGAAGAGUCUAUCCCAGUCGUGGACUGUGGUGAUUCAGGUCCUCCUCGGUGCGAGAAGUGUAGAGGGUACAUUAAUCCUUGGUGUACAUGGACUGCCGGUGGAUGGAGAUGGAAAUGUAAUCUUUGCGGUCAUGAAACUCAAGUAUUGCCGGAUUAUUUUUGCAAUCUGGAUGCAAACCUCACGAGAAUCGAUCUUCCAAACCGUCCCGAAUUGAACAAGGGAACUGUUGACUUCAUAGUCUCAGGAAAAGAGUACUGGGCGCCUCCACCUCUGCCGAGGAUGAGUUCGUCGUAUUUCUCGAUCGACCCUCCUUCCUCUCAAGCACGCGAGCCCAAAUCCCUGAACUGUCUUUUUGCCUUUGACGUCUCGUUGGAAGCUAUACGAACAGGCUUUCUUAAAUCUGCUUGUUAUAUUCUGCGAGAUUUGCUCUACGGCAGUACCUCCCUUGACGGGACUUGGUUAGAGCCAUCCUUCCCCCAAGGUUCUCAGCUUGCGAUUCUGACAUAUGACACUUCUCUACACUUCUAUGAUCUGUCUCCAGCCUCGUCAUUGGCAAGCAUGAUCGUGGUUUCCGAUUUAGAAGAAGUCUUUAUUCCUUUGCGUGAGGGCUUGUUUGUGGACCCCUGGAAAUCCAGGACCGCUAUCGAAGGUCUACUUAAGGCAUUACCGGAACGUUAUCUAGAUACCGUCAUCGAUAAUGCAGCGCUUGGGGGAGCGCUACUUGCUGGGCUAGCUUCGCUUGCAGGCCGAGGGGGGCACAUCAUUGCUUUCCAGAGUGUAUUACCUGCAAUCGGACCCGGUGCUCUUGAACCACUACAUGAUCAAGCCUCAUUAUAUGGCACGGAAAAAGAGCGAACUAUGUUCCUCCCUCGUCAUCAGACAUGGAGAGACAUUGCUGAGGAGUGCUCAGAGGAGGGUAUUGGUGUCAGUAUGUUCCUUGGGAUGAGCAAACCUAUCGAUAUUGGAUCCAUUGGUAUUGUAUCUUCUACCACUGGCGGCGAACUGUUUUUCCAUCCUAGGUUUAAUCCUGCACGAGAUCAACACGUUUUGACUUCUCAACUACGGCGUUUGCUAACUCGGACGACAGUGUACAAUUGCUUAUUGCGCGUGCGAUGUUCCAAUGGCCUUCGAAUAUCAAAUUAUUAUGGAAAUUUCCAUGAGCGUUCUGUAUCGGACUUGGACAUUGGAAUUCUUGACUCCGAUAAAGCCAUAUCCGUGCAUAUCGAGCACUCACGCAAGUUGGAUGCUCGAGAGUAUGCAUUCUUGCAGUGCGCUGUGCUCCAUACAACACUAGAUGGCCAACGUCGUGUCCGAAUAUGUAAUCUUGCCUUGGAAGUGGCAGACUUGGCCGCCAACGUUUUUAGGUAUGCUGAUAUGGAUGCCGUAGUGUGUCAUUUAGCAAGGGAAUCGAUGUCAAAACUGACUUCACGACGAAUGGCUCACAUUCGAGAAGACUUGACUGAUAGAUGUUCAUCCAUAUUACUCGGCUAUCGGCGAAAUUGUGCGGCUGCUACCGCUCUAAUUAUACCUGAAGCAUUUCGAGCUCUGCCUGUAUACACCCUAGCAAUCAUGAAGUGCAAACCCCUCAAAGGUCGUAAUGUAUCCGCGGACGUGCGCAACUAUCAUUCUCAGAAGAUUCUAUCUAUGAGCGUGCGCACAACAAUGCAGUAUCUCUAUCCCCGCCUGCUUGCGGUCCACGACUUGGCAGAUGGCAUAGCGCUUCCAGACCCCACAACAGGUCAGAUGUCCUUUCCGUCAUUGAUGCGGAACAGCCACACCUACAUGGAAGCAAACGGCGUCUAUCUAAUAGAUAACGAAGAUCUCAUGAUAUUUUGGGUCGGUUCCAGUGUUUCCCCCCAAUUACUUCUUGACCUAUAUGGCGUGGAUGACCUCCUAGCUCUGGAUCCGAAUAUCAUCCAGCUCCCUGUUCUUCACACUCGAUUGUCUGCUCAGGUUAGAAAUAUACUCACGCAUCGCUACGCUCAGCGAGGUCGCACCCCGAAGAUGCUUCUUGUUCGCCAAAAUAUGGAUGGGACGGAAAUUGAGUUUAGUGACAUGCUUGUCGAAGACCAGAAUAAUGCUGCCAUGUCAUAUUUGGACUUUUUGUGUUUGAUUCAUAAACAGAUUAAUGCUGCGCUUACAAACGGCGAGUCGUUAUCUGGAGGACCGAGCCUGCGAGGAUCUCCAUGGUAA